Juglans regia (Persian walnut) is the source of this 1861-nucleotide messenger RNA. Its product is annotated as heterogeneous nuclear ribonucleoprotein Q-like. Gene Ontology annotation, cellular component: nucleus. NCBI's taxonomy places the organism in Eukaryota, Viridiplantae, Streptophyta, Magnoliopsida, Fagales, Juglandaceae. The transcript is spliced from 8 exons. The record is from RefSeq and is a predicted model, not a curated record. Gene Ontology annotation, molecular function: mRNA binding. The coding region runs from base 250 to 1761 and encodes 503 amino acids.
UGAACUAUGGACCCUGAAAACCUCAGUCGGAGGUCUCAUUUCCGUUGUAUAAAACCUCUCUCUCUCUCUCUCUCUCCCCCCACAGUCUCAAACCCCUUAACUGGUAUGAACAACUCUCGCUUUCCGUUCACUUCAUCUGGCUUCGAUAUAUUCUUAAUUGCUUCUACUUAUGCAAAUUCUUAUGGGGUCUUUGUAUCCUCCGUGAAUGCCAUUGGAGUCUGCAGGUAAUUUGUGCUGAUUAGUAAUUGGAUGAAAAGAAUUCUAGGGCGUGAAGGGAGAGAUAUGGCAGAAGGCACAGAAGUUGAAGAGCAAUUGGAUUUUGAUGAGGACAAUUCCAUGGAAGAGAUGGACGAUGAUGUUGAAGAACAGAUUGACGAUGAUGUUGAAGAACUGAUUGACGAUGAUGUUGAAGCAGAAAUAGAAGAUGAUAGAGUAGAUGGAGGUGGGUAUGGAAAUGUUGAAGAAGUACACGAGGACUCUAUAACCGAGACCAGUGGGAAAGAUCAAUCCCCAGAAGCAGAUAGAAGCCACAUUGCCUCUGAAUCCGUGGAAGAUGAAGAAAAGCCAGCUGCUUCUGCUGAUGAGGAUGAGAAGGAGAAGCAUGCUGAGCUACUCGCCCUUCCUCCCCAUGGGUCUGAAGUUUUCAUUGGUGGACUUCCUCGAGAUGCCCUCGAAGAAGAUUUGAGGCAUCUCUGUGAGCCAAUUGGUGAAGUUGUUGAGGUAAGAUUAAUAAAAGAUAAGGAAACUGGUGAUGCCAAGGGUUAUGCUUUUAUAGCAUUUAAAACAAAAGAGAUUGCACAGAAGGCCAUUGAAGAGAUCCAUAACAAAGAAUUCAAGGGUAAAAACUUAAGGUGUUCACUGUCUGAAACUAAGCACAGAUUAUUCCUUGGUAAUGUUCCAAAGAGCUGGACCGAGGAUGAGUUUAGACAAGUCAUUGAGGGGGUUGGCCCUGGAGUUGAGAACAUUGAGCUUAAAAAGGAUCCUCAGAAUCCAAGCAGAAAUCGCGGUUUCGCUUUUGUUUUAUAUUACAAUAAUGCUUGUGCCGAUUAUUCAAGGCAGUAUAUGUCAAAUGCGAAUUUCAAGUUGGAUGGCAACACCCCAACUGUCACCUGGGCUGAUCCAAAGAGUGGACCUGAUCAUUCUGCUGCUUCUCAGGUUAAGGCUCUUUAUGUCAAAAAUAUUCCUGAGAACACUAGUACUGAAAAACUGAAGGAACUAUUUCAGCACCAUGGGGAAGUUACAAAAGUGGUUAUGCCACCUGGAAAAGCUGGUGGCAAACGGGAUUUUGGGUUCAUCCAUUAUGCUGAAAGGUUAAGUGCAUUGAAGGCUGUUAAAGAUGCAGAGAAAUAUGAAAUUGAUGGCCAAGUAUUGGAGGUUGCACUUGCUAAGCCUCAAUCUGAUAAAAGGUCAGAUGCUACUUAUCCCUAUAAUGCCAUGCCUCAUCCAAACCAUCUUCCACAUUCUGGGUAUGGUGGUUUUGCCAGUAAUCAAUAUGGCUCUCUAGGGGCUGGGUAUGGUGUUGGCAGUGGUUUUCAGCAGCCAGUGAUAUAUGGUAGGGGUCCCAUGCCAGCAGGAAUGCAUAUGGUUCCGAUGGUUUUACCAGAUGGCCAAGUUGGUUAUGUUCUUCAGCAGCCUGGCACACAGAUACCACCUCCUCGGCCUCGUAGAAUUGAUCGAAGCAAUGCUCCAGGACCACCCGCUCGACCAGGAGGUAGUGGCAAUGACGAAGGCAAUCGUGGCAGAAGGUACCGACCCUAUUAGUGGUAGAGGACAGGCAAGAUUUUUUAUGGGAAAGCAACUUGUUGUAGUCUAAAUGACCAGUUACAUGAAUCGAAUCAAAUAAUACACCCCCUCCCCUCCU